Molecule: messenger RNA, 707 nt
Organism: Perca flavescens (yellow perch)
Lineage: Eukaryota; Metazoa; Chordata; Actinopteri; Perciformes; Percidae
Product: ras-related protein ORAB-1
Exons: 6
Coding region: 1-645 (214 amino acids)
Molecular function (GO): GTP binding; GTPase activity
Source: RefSeq, a predicted model, not a curated record
AUGAAUCCUGAAUAUGACUACCUGUUCAAACUUCUUCUGAUCGGUGACUCUGGAGUCGGAAAGUCAUGUCUGCUGCUGCGCUUUGCGGAUGACACCUACACCGAGAGCUACAUCUCCACCAUCGGAGUCGACUUCAAGAUCAGGACCAUCGACAUGGACGGGAAGACGGUGAAACUACAGAUUUGGGACACAGCAGGUCAGGAGAGGUUUCGAACCAUCACCUCCAGCUACUACAGAGGGGCGCACGGCAUCAUCAUCGUCUACGACGUCACCGAGCAGGAGUCCUUUAACAAUGUGAGGCAGUGGCUGGACGAGAUAGAUCGCUACGCCUGUGAAAACGUCUCCAGGCUGCUGGUGGGGAACAAGUGUGACCUCGUUAGUAAGAAAGUGGUGGACGCCGGCACCGCUCAGGACCUGGCCUCGUCUCUUAAGAUCCCCUUCCUGGAGACGAGUGCUAAGAGCGCUGAUAACGUGGAGAGGGCUUUCCUCACCAUGGCCUCUGAGAUCCACAAGCGCGUGGCCAGCGAGGGAGGGGGGGUGCAGGCCGAGUCGAAGGAGGCCAGGGCCCAGAGUGCCAAGAUCAGCAGCACCCCCCUGUGGCUGGGAGGGGAGACACAGACGCAGGAGGCCGGUAACUGCUGCUGAGCUGGGAGAGACGACAACUGUUUAAACAGAGAGACAUGUAGAGAGACGUGGGUCAUUUUAAU